Molecule: messenger RNA, 1805 nt
Organism: Penaeus indicus
Lineage: Eukaryota; Metazoa; Arthropoda; Malacostraca; Decapoda; Penaeidae
Exons: 4
Coding region: 55-1110 (351 amino acids)
Source: RefSeq, a predicted model, not a curated record
UUCACCGCGACAAUCAGCUGUGUGGUUGGGUCGCGCUGCUCGGGUUAUUUCGCGAUGAAUGCGAGUGUGGUUUACCCAAUUCACGGCCGACACAGCCCAGAUAUGUCGCUACAGGAUGUUUUACCAGAUUCAGCACAAGAUCCAGAAGAUGCACAAUUGUCCCAGAAUGCAGCCUCUCCAACACGUGAAGAUGACGAUCCUCCAAGCCCACCCUGCGCUCCAGGGUCGCCCGAGCAGGAAAUUGUCGAUGUGGAAUCUUACCAGCCCUGCGUUGUCGACCUCACGUGCGAAGACGAGGACGAGGAUGUUGUGGAAUUCGUGUCUCAAGAGCAGCCAGUUAUUUAUCUGGGAACAGAGCAGAGAAGAAUGGAGAGAAGAAGGAACACCAGUGGGAAUGACACCCCCCUUGAAGUCAUAGAGGACCUGACUACAGACAGACAACACAACCCCAUUGAGAACAUUAAUGAAGACAUCAACAUAAAUACCCUCCCUUUUGAGAGGCAACAGAACCACUGGCCGUUCGAGUCCCAGGGCGUUGAUUUCCACAAUCCAGAUCUCCUGUUUGGCAACCUCUUAAGAGAACUACCCGUGGAAACUGUCGAAGAUAAUCCACGAGCCAGGCCGAGUGUGUUGGUGCCAAGGUUACCCAGGGAGCAGCGGCAUUCUUUCAGGCGUCAGCGAAGCAGAUCUAGAUCUCCCCACCUUUUCCCAGACUCCCAAAGAGAUGUGCAACGAACUCCUGAGAUGGUGCAAGAAGUGGAUGAGCUCAUGGCCGAAGUGGAAGGAAGAAUGCCCCGAGUCCUUGGGCAGCCCCCUAACACCUACAAUGCUGCAAUGAUUGUAGCAGAAGAACAUAACCAGAGAGUCGCACGCAUCGUACCCCCAGAGGCGCCCCCAAGCCCACCCGCACUAGAGCAGCCAAUCAUUUCGUGCCUUGUCUGCUUCGAUUCCAUUGGCACCAUACAAAAAUCCUCCCGUAACUUAUGCUCCACAGUCUGCGGGCACAUCUUCUGCUCCACUUGCAUAGACGCUGUUGUAAGGCAAAAGAAACAGUGCCCCGUGUGUAGGAAAAAGUUAACGAAGAAACAGUAUCACUCUCUCUUCAUAUGAGGACUCAGACACCAAUGUUGUGAGCUCACAAUAGAAUUACGUGUAAAUAGCAAAUAUUCCCCGGGCCGUCUUUGGCCAAGGAUUUCCUGGAGAAGAACCAAGAGAAACCAGGCUGCUUUCUCUUUAAAAAAGUAAUCUAGUGACCCCUUAAUCUAUUAUGUAAACUAAAGGAUAUUCAGGAUCUAUAUGUCAAUGGUAUACAGUAAUUGUGUAGCCAAGGAUUAGAUAGUGUGUUAAAAGAGAACUUAAGGAUAUUGUGAAGUUUCUCUGUACAAAAGAAAUUAAGGCCAAUUUUCCAGUUUAUAUCUUUUUGAAAACUGAAUGUGGAAUAUUUAGAGAGCUGCUUCCUGUAAACUGAUUAGGUUCUUAAAUCAGAGGAGCAAAGUGGAAAUGCAGCUAUCGAGUCCUUACCCAGAAAGAGGGGAUUCUCAUCUCACAGGCUACUGGUGAGAGCAAUCUUUUUGGUUCCAAUUCUCUCAGUGCAGGUAUUCUGCUUCGUGCAGUCUUUGUUUUGAUAUCUAUGUUUUUGAACUCAGGCCAAUUGUGUGUGUUGUCACUCCAAACGCUUGCACAAGCACAGCACACACACACACACACACACACACACACACACACACACACACACACACACACACACACACACACUCACUCUCUCUCUCUCUCUCUCUCUCUCUCUCUCUCUCUCUCUCUCUCUC